Molecule: messenger RNA, 456 nt
Organism: Protopolystoma xenopodis
Lineage: Eukaryota; Metazoa; Platyhelminthes; Monogenea; Polystomatidea; Polystomatidae
Source: the annotation of a GenBank genome assembly
AUGGCAAUCAGAGUCUUGGCAUUCUUCUCGGUGAGGGAUAGGUUGUUUCCUCUUCUUUACUUAUUCUAUGCUCUCUACUUUCCAUAUCUAGCUCCACAUCCCGCGUGCACUCAUCUCGUUUCUCGCGCCUACGUCAAUGUUCCGCUGCUACAGACCCCGUUGGGUUUUUCGCUUCCUACAGUAGUUAGCUCUUCUGGACAGCCUUCUUCCUUGGUCCCACCUUCAACACCUCCACCUCUCUCAAUUACACCAUUUUGUGAGGGACUUUACACUGUGGCCGAACCCGAUAAUGCCUCUUGUCAAGACUGUGAUGUUCCAGACUGCCCCGACAAGGGUCAUCAAGACCUAGCGUCUACAACCAAUCUGACCUGUGGGCCACACCUGACGACAGCUCAAAAAGCGGACUCUUUUCAGACGGUAGCUACCAAGCGCCUAAUAAAUGUAGUUGAUGUUUAA